This is a messenger RNA of Pedinophyceae sp. YPF-701, 1224 nucleotides long. The record is from the annotation of a GenBank genome assembly. NCBI's taxonomy places the organism in Eukaryota, Viridiplantae, Chlorophyta, Pedinophyceae.
AUGGCGAGCACUGUUGCGAUGCGGAGCGUGAUGAAGGGGGCGGUUGCGACCCAGGGGCGCCAGGCCUCGGCGACGCCCGCGUUCUCGGGCCUGGCGCGCCCCGCGCGCGUCGUGGCCGGGUCUCGCGUCAAGUCUGCUUCUUUCGCGGCCGCGGUGUCGCGCGCCAUCACCCGCCCGCGCGCGCAGUCCGUCGCGGUCCGCGCCGCGGCCACCAUGGCCGGCGGCUUCUCGGGCCCCCAGAAGAUCCUCCUCAUGGGCGGCACGCGCUUCAUCGGCGUCUACCUCGCCCGCAUGCUCGUCGAGGCCGGGCACGAGGUGUACCUCUUCACGCGCGGGAAGACCCCGAUCGCGGAGCGCAUCCCCGACGACACGGACGAGUCGUUCGAGAAGUUCAAGGCCUCGGUGAAGCACAUCGCGGGCGACCGGAACGACUACGAGGACCUCAAGGCCAAGAUCUCCCAGGAGAACUUCGACGUGGUGUUCGACUGCAACGCGCGCGAGGCCGUGCAGGUCGAGCCCGUGCUCGAGGCCACCAAGGCCACGCUCAAGCAGUACAUCUUCUGCUCGUCCGCGGGCGUCUACCUGAAGUCGUACGAGAUGCCGCACCGCGAGGAGGACGCGACGGACCCCGCGUGCCGCCACAAGGGCAAGCUCGACUCGGAGGCGGUGCUCGCCAAGUCGGGCAUCCCGUGGACGUCGCUCCGCCCCGUGUACAUCUACGGCCCGCUCAACUACAACCCCGUGGAGGAGUACUUCUUCCACCGCAUCGCCGCGGGCCGCCCCGUGUGCGUCCCGGGCUCGGGCAUGCAGAUCACGCAGCUGGGCCACAUCAAGGACCUCGCCGUGGCGUUCGUCAAGUGCAUGGGCAACGAGAAGGCGUUCAACCAGAUCUACAACAUCUCCGGCGUCAAGAACGUGACCUUCUCGGGCCUCGCGAAGGCCUGCGCGCAGGCCGCGGGCAAGCCCGAGCCGGAGAUUGUGCUGUACAACCCCAAGGACUUCGACUUCGGCAAGCUCAAGGCCUUCCCCUUCCGCGACCAGCACUUCUUCGCCUCCGUGGACAAGGCCAUGGCGGACCUCGACUGGGAGCCCGAGUUCGGCCUCGUCGACGGCCUCAAGGACUCGUGGGACAAGGACUACUCCCAGGGGCGCUACAUCAAGCCCGCGGACUUCACCUGCGACGACAUGGUCCUCGAGAAGAUCAAGGGCUCCGUGCCGGCGUAA